Molecule: messenger RNA, 2928 nt
Organism: Adineta steineri
Lineage: Eukaryota; Metazoa; Rotifera; Eurotatoria; Adinetida; Adinetidae
Source: the annotation of a GenBank genome assembly
ACCUAUAGGCCUACAAACCACUGCUGGAGAUCUACAAACCACUGCUGGGGAUUUACAAACCACUGCUGGAGAUCUACAAACAACUGCUGGAGAAGUGGAUAACACAGUUACUAUUACUUCGGAAAUGACUAUUAUAACCACGAGUAUUACUACAGCUAUCACGGCUACUGUUAUGCCGUGCACAUCAACAACAUGUUCAAUUCGUGGUAAGUGUACUGAUACAUCCAGUGGUCCACUCUGCAGUUGUACAUCAAGUCUUUAUGGAAGUCUUUAUGGGUCAGGACAACGAGAAAUAUUUACUACAAGUGGUGAUAUGAUAGAUCCUCCUACUGGUACUGAUACAACAUUAGGUGCUCCUUAUAUUGAUGCUGUUAGUAUAACAGCACGUGGUUUAGUAACAAUGGUUUCAUUUUAUGCAAAUAAUGGAUGUGUAGAUAGUGGAAUUCAAUUCGGAGCUUUCUCAACAACUCCUCCUCUUUCAUCUUCAAAUACUUUUCAAUUAGUAACACAAUCAGGUCCUAUUAGUGUUGAUCGAAGUAGUUAUUCAACAACAAUGCAACGUGUAGAUAUUUCUCUUUGUCUUUCAUCUAAUAAUCCAGUUGGAUGUCAAGGAAAUGCAUUUGUUAUUGGACAAGGUCAAUAUUUUGGAUCUUAUUCGUCAAGUUGUCGAUUUGCUUAUUCUCCUGUGGGAUCAUCUGGUUAUCCAACAACAUAUUAUAAAUAUACAUAUAAUCCAUUUACAUCAAAUCCUUCAUCAGCUGUUUAUGUACAUGACUUUAAUAACGUUGUUUUACAACAAAUUACAAUUGCACAACUAACGACAGCUAAUUGCGACAAUCCUUGUCAACCAAAUCCAUGUGAUACAAAUGCACUAUGUACAUCAGGCGCAUCAGGCACAACAUAUUCUUGCGCAUGUACAUCAGGUUAUAUUGGAAGUGGUACUAUAGGAGAUUGUAUAAAACCCACCACAUCAACUAUAAUACCAUGCCCUUCAAAUACUCCAUUUGGGUAUGUAGCUACUCCUAAUGGUCAACCAGCAAGUAUAGGUGUAACUUAUAUUGAUGCAGUCGCAGUGAAUACUGGUGGAUUAGUUACACAAGUAUCGUUUUAUGCGGCACAGACAUGUAAUGAUAAUAAUAUUUAUUUUGGAACAUUUUCUUCGAGUGGUUCAAAUCAAUUUCAACUAAUUGAACAAUCAGGAGCUUUAACAUAUGAUCGUACUUCUGAUACAGAUACUUCAAUGAAACUUGUAACGAUAUUAUUAUGUACCAGUGCAUCAACUCCAUCUGGGUGUCAAGGAAACGCUUUUCUAAUAAGUGGUGGUCAAUAUUUUGGAUCAUAUUCAUCUCAAUGUAUAUGGGGUUAUGCUCCAGUAUCCUCAUCAUCUGUCUAUGCAUAUACAUAUUAUCAACAAUCAAAUGCAUUUUCAAGUGGUGCUCCAACAACAGGAGCUUACAGUAAUGGUUAUGCUAAUAUUGUUCUUCAAUAUAUUAAUAUUCAAUCGACAAUUGUCGUUCUUUCGACUGUCAUCAUGAGCCAACGACAUACAUUACAAGUUUUUGAACAAUAUCAAAAAGCUCGUUUAACAUUUGUUCAAUCUGUAGCUGAUCUUGCAACACGACCACAAAAUAUUGAAACACUUCAAAAUGCAGGUGUUAUGGCAUUACUUCGUCCAUUAUUACUUGAUGUUGUACCAAGUGUACAACAAACAGCUGCACUUGCUUUAGGUCGUUUAGCUAAUUAUUCUGAUCAUUUAGCUGAAUCUGUCGUACGUGGUGAUAUUCUUCCGCAACUUGUCUAUUCAUUGGCUGAUCAAAACAGAUUCUACAAAAAAGCUGCGGCGUUUGUUUUACGUGCUGUUGCUAAACAUUCACCCCAAUUGGCUCAAUCGGUUAUUGAUUGUGGAGCAUUAGAUGCCCUUGUGCUUUGUCUAGAAGAAUUUGAUCCAUCUGUUAAAGAAGCAGCAACAUGGGCACUUGGAUAUAUUGCACGACAUAAUGCAGAAUUAGCCCAACAUGUAGUUGAUGCUGGUGGUGUUCCAUUACUUGUUUUAUGUUUACAAGAACCCGAAAUAGCUUUAAAACGUGUUGCUGCAUCAGCAUUAUCUGAUAUAGCUAAACAUUCACCGGAAUUAGCACAAACAGUUGUUGAUGCUGGAGCUAUUGCACAUCUUGCUCAAAUGAUUCUUAAUCCUGAUGCUCAACUUAAACGACAAAUAUUUUCUGCUUUAAGUCAAAUUGCAAAACAUUCCGUUGAUUUGGCUGAAAUGGUUGUUGAAGCUGAAAUCUUUCCAGCCGCUUUUGCAUGUUUAAAUGAUACAGAUGAAUAUGUAAAGAAAAAUUGUGCUACACUUAUACGUGAAAUUGUUAAACAUACACCGGAAUUAGCACAAAUGAUUGUGAAUGCAGGUGGAGUCGCUGCUGUUGUUGAUUAUGUUUCAUCAACCCGUGGUAAUGUACGUUUACCAGGUGUUAUGAUGCUUGGUUAUACAGCUGCACAUACAGAAAGUUUAGCUAUGGCUGUUAUUGUUUCAAAAGGUAUCAAUCAAUUAUCAAUUGCACUUAAUGAAGAAACUGAAGAUCAUAUAUUAGCUGCAACAGCAUGGGCACUUGGACAAAUUGGUCGUCAUACACCUGAACAUGCUAAAGCUGUCGCUGUUGCAAAUGUUUUACCACGAUUACUUCAUUUAUAUAUGCGUACAGAUAUGUCUGAAGAUUUACAAACAAAAGCAAAAAAAGCUUUGAAAAAUAUUCUACAAAAAUGUGUUUAUUUACCAGUAUUAGAACCAUUAUUACAUGAAGCAUCACCAAAUAUUCUUAAACAUGUUGUUGCACAAUUUUCAAAAGUACUUCCACAUGAUCCUAAAGCACGAAGAUUAUUUGUUACAAGUGGUGGUCUUAAAAAGAUUCAAGAAAUUAAAGCUGAAGA